Messenger RNA from Neoarthrinium moseri, 759 nucleotides. RefSeq lists its product as uncharacterized. The transcript has a single exon. The record is from RefSeq and is a predicted model, not a curated record. Bases 1 to 759 code for a protein of 252 amino acids. Lineage: Eukaryota; Fungi; Ascomycota; Sordariomycetes; Amphisphaeriales; Apiosporaceae.
AUGUCGUCCGCAGCGCCGGGGUUUAUACACAUAAACCAGCCCUCUCCCCCCUCCACCUCAUCAACCCCCUUCGACCCAGCCGCCUUCACCCUCACCGCCCCCUCCAAGACAGACAUCCACGCCUCGCCCGUGCCGGCCCCGCGCUACAUCUUCACGGCGCCAGCGGUGCUCGGCGCCCCGGCCCGGCCGCUGGCCGCCUUUACCCGGGCCCGCGUGUCCUUCGCGUACACGCCCGCGCUGCAGUACGACCACGCGGGCCUGGCCCUGCUCCUGGGCGCUUCGUCCUCUGACGCCGACGGCCGCCCGGGCCAGGUCGGCCGCCACAGCGCCUGGGUCAAGGCCGGCCUCGAGGCCAAGGACGGCGCCGUCUGGCUCAGCGUCGUCACCAAGACGGCCGGCGGCUGGUGCGACUGGAGCCUCGGGGCGCUGCCGGACGCCGAGGGUGCCGGAGCCGGGCUGGGCCGCGAGGUCGCGGUGACGAUCGAGCUGGAGCGCGCCAAGAACGCGCUGCUGGUCCACCACGUGCGGCAGCGCGGCGGCGCAGACGGCGCGGAGGGGGAGGAGGGGGGCGAGCACAAGACGCUGAUCCGCAAGGUGCCGUGGGUGUUCCUCGACGCCGAGGACCGCGUGGUGGCGGAGGGCGACGAGAGCGCGGCGUGGGUCGGCGCUUUUGCGGCGAGGCCGGAUCCCGAGGGCCGGGCGGGCGAAGGGGGAGGGCUGGAGGUCAGGUUUUGGAACCUGGAGAUCGCAGGACGGUGA